UUCCACUCACGUUCCGAUUUCAAAAUCUCCGUCCUUAUCUGUAAAGUUCAAAGUUUCAAAACUUUGAACGACACUCACAUCCAGCAGUGUGGGCCAUGUAUUUUCACUUCGUUGGACCCUCAGACAACAGAAAACAAAAACAAAGCAAAACACGUGGUGGACCCAUCAGGCAUCAGAUAACACAUCCAUCGGCCCCACUACUUAUCUCCAUCACAAAUCGGGCCUAAUACUGGGCCUCUAAUUUUACUUAUUUUCCAGAAAAACCUAAACAAAUAUCAGAAUUCCCACAAAGUCCACCGCAUCAGUCAUGACUCACUGAGUCAUCAUCACCACCGACUCAGACGAGUCUAGUACAGUCACUACCAUGAUCCACGAUACACUGGUGCCACUCAAACAAUGAGACGACGACGACGACGACGACGAAUGGCGACUCUGAAUCCGGCGCUGCUGCGAACAUUUUCGUUCCUCUGCGCGCGAGUCCACCACCGACGCCUGGGCCUCGGGCUUGCGGUCCCGAGCGGCAGGGCGUGGUGCAGCGUGGCGAGCGAGUCGACUCGGCCGGAUAGUCUAUCGUCCUCGGCGGACAGUUCCGCGCUGAGAGAAGUGCUGAGCGUGAAGGAGCCGCCGAAGUACCCUCGCUGGGACGACCCAGACUACUGCAAGUGGAAGUAUAAGGAACGGGAGAUUUUAAACGACAUCGAGCCCGUCGUUUUGCUGGCCAAGGAGAUUCUGCACUCUGAUAGGUAUAUGGAUGGUGAGCGGCUGACGGAGGAAGAUGAAAAGGUUGUGGUGGCAAGGCUUCUUGCUCAUCAUCCACACUCAGAGGAUAAAAUUGGCUGCGCAAUUGAUUCUAUCAUGGUUGAUCGGCAUCCCCAAUUUAAACACUCAAGGUGCCUAUUUGUCAUAAGAACUGAUGGUGUAUGGAUAGACUUCUCCUACCAGAAGUGUCUUCGAGCAUAUAUCCGAGAGAUGCGUAUGAAAUGGUAUUCAAAUUAUACCUUGGAAGGGGAAUGUCUUUCGUAUUCAGAUCUUCAGUGAUCCACAUAUAACCUUGAAGUCCUCAAAGCUCAUUAGAUAACAACAUGGCUCUCCUAGGACCCGCUUUUACUAGGAUUGAAUUACUUAGCUUUGCACCUAGAAGUCCGCAAAGCUCAUUAGAUAACAACCUGGCUCUCUCUCAUUGAUUAGAAGCUUUGUCAAUCGUUUUAGCUUAAUUAGAGAAUUUAGAUGGAGGAAAAUAUGUGUCCUUAUGUCCGGCGUUCAGGAUUUGUGCCAAUAGAGUCCAUCAGUCGGAAGAUGUCCGAUGUGGUGAUCAUUGAUCUUGUAGCUUUUUGGCUGACCUUCGAUGGAGAUAAUAACAUUGCAUUGUGACAAA
Molecule: messenger RNA, 1375 nt
Organism: Pyrus x bretschneideri (Chinese white pear)
Lineage: Eukaryota; Viridiplantae; Streptophyta; Magnoliopsida; Rosales; Rosaceae
Product: protein DCL homolog, chloroplastic-like
Exons: 4
Coding region: 397-1038 (213 amino acids)
Biological process (GO): chloroplast rRNA processing; chloroplast organization
Cellular component (GO): chloroplast
Source: RefSeq, a predicted model, not a curated record